GGAGAGACUUGACUGAUUCGAAACAAAUGAUUCCUAAAUGAUUCAAAGCUUCACGAAUCAGUGUUCCGAACGCGUCCAUCAUUACCUGAAACUUAAAAACGGCUUGUUCAACGUUAUUCAACGUUAUCUGUAAUGGAUGUCCCAGGUUCUGAUAGCGACUGGAGGAGCACAGCCUUCAGACAGAAAGUAGUGGCUCAAAUAGAGGAAGCCAUGAGAAAAGCAGGAACUGCUCAUAAUAAGUCCAGUUCUGACAUGGAAAAUCAUGUAUAUCUCAAGGCAAAGACCAGAGAGGAGUAUUUGUCUUUGGUUGCGAGGCUGAUAAUUCAUUUCAGAGAUGUUCAUAAAAAGGCACAAGGGGGUCCUGAUCCCAUGAAUGCCCUCCAGAAUUUGACAGGAGUGAGUGGAGGUGGACCAGGUGUCAUUGGCAUUGGACCACGUCCAACUGGUAUGGGGCCCAUGGGGCAAAUGCAGAUGGGUCAGCAUGCCAUGCAGGGAGUAGCAGGCGGCCAGCAGUCUGCAGGGUCUGCUGGACCGAUGCAGAUGAUGCAGCAGUCCAUUCAGUUUCAGCAGUUUCAGCCACAGCAGCAAGCAACCAUGCAGCCUUCGCAGCAAGCAGCUAUGCAGCAGAAUACUAUGCAGCAGAAUAUGCAGCAGUUACAUCAAAUGAAGCAACUCCAGCAACUCCAACAGCAACAGCAACAGCAGCACCAUCAGAAUCAACAACUGCAACAUCCUAAUCAGCAACAGCAGCAGGCUCAGACUCAGCAGCAACAGAACCAGUUGCACCAAAGCAGAAUCCAACAGCAGCAGUUAGUACAAUUGCAGCAGCAACUGCAGCAACAGCAACAACAACAGCAACAACAACAACAACAACAACAGGCUCAGGCCCAAGCGCAGGCCCAAGCACAGGCUCAAGCCCAAGCACAGGCCCAAGCACAGGCCCAGGCUCAAGCUCAGGCCCAGCAUUUGCAACAACAACAACAACAACAGCAGCAGCAGCAGCUUCAAGCCCAAGUUCAGGCUCAAGCACAAGGUCAAGCCCAAGCACAGGCCCAAGCACUGGCCCAAGCUCAAGCAGGUCAGAUGCCGCCUCACUCGCAGCAGCAGGUUUUGGUGCAGCAGUCUUUAGGACAAAUGCCCCAAGGACAGCAUCAAUCAAUCAACUCGCUGCAGCAGCAACAACAGUUAAAGAUCCAACAAGCGCUCCAGGCAAGAGGUUUGCAGCAGCAGCACCAUCAACAACAUCAACAGCAACUGCAACAGCAACUGCAGCAGCAACAGCAGCAGCAACAACAACAACAACAGCAGCAGCAGCAGCAGAUCCAGCAGGCGGCCCAGCUCUCCGCUGUUCCCGGUCAGAUGAUGCCCCGUCCUGGGAUGCAAAUUCCACCCCGGUUGCCCCGCGCCACCCCGAACCCUGCCGCUCCUCAAAACCCCGUUGCCAUGGGAGGACAGCAAAUGCCACAGGGUCAGCAAAUGAUGUCCUCACCAUCACCAGUUCAGGUGCAGACGCCCCAGUCUAUGCCGCCUCCUCCCCAGCCUCAGCCGUCCCCCCAGCCUCCCUCCUCUCAACCGAACUCUGUCAGCUCUGGUCCAACACCUUCCCCUGGAGGAUUCCAACCCAGUCCCUCUCCUCAACCAUCCCAGAGUCCAGCUUCUGCUCGCACCCCACAGAGUUACCCCCUCCAGGUACCUUCACCUGGACCACUCAACACCCCAGGCAAUCCAGGCUCAGUAAUGAGUCCAGCAGGAACCUCUCAAUCUGAAGAUCAACUAUACAUGGACAAACUAAAGCAGUUGUCAAAAUAUAUUGAGCCACUGCGCAGAAUGAUCAACAAAAUAGACAAAAAUGAAGAUAGGAAAAAGGAUCUGAGCAAAAUGAAAAGUUUACUUAAUAUCCUGACUGAUCCCAACACACGGUGUCCUCUUAAGACCCUACAAAAGUGUGAAAUCGCUUUAGAAAAGCUGAAGAAUGAUAUGGCUGUGCCGACUCCGCCCCCUCCAUCAGUGCCCUGUACUAAAAAGCAGUACCUGUGCCAGCCUCUUCUGGAUGCCGUCAUGGCCAAUAUUCGAUCCCCCGUUUUCAACCAUUCACUUUACCGCACAUUUGCUCCUGCUAUGACGGCAAUUCAUGGACCGCCGAUCACAGGCCCUUCAAUUCCAUCCCGUAAACGGAAACUUGAGGAUGACGACCGGCAGACGAUCCCUAACAUACUUCAAGGGGAGGUGGCUCGGCUCAAUUCGAAAUUCCUGGUCAAUCUGGAUCCAUCCUACUGUAGUAACAAUGGAACAGUGCAUCUAAUUUGCAAACUAGAUGAUAAAAAUCUUCCCAGUGUUCCUCCUCUUCAAUUGAGCAUUCCAGCAGAUUACCCCGAUCAGAGCCCACACUGGGAAGAUGAUGGUCAGCAGUAUGAUGCCAACCCUUUCCUGCAGACUGUACAUAAGAACAUGACAUCCAAACUCCUUCAGCUUCCUGACAAGCACUCGGUGACGGCGCUGCUGAACACAUGGGCCCAAAGCGUGAGACAGGCUUGCCUCUCGGCCGCUUAAGAGGUCCCCGACAGCAAACCAUUAAAAUCUUUGCACCUCCAUAGCACAAUGGCAAUAUAUGUAUGACGACUUGCUUUGCGUUUCUUUGUCUUUUUUAUUUACGUCCACAUCUUGUGUAUUACACAAAAGCCUUAACAGUUCGUGUAUUGCUUGAUGAAUAAAAUACACUCUGUACAAUA
Misgurnus anguillicaudatus (oriental weatherfish) is the source of this 2729-nucleotide messenger RNA. NCBI's taxonomy places the organism in Eukaryota, Metazoa, Chordata, Actinopteri, Cypriniformes, Cobitidae. The record is from RefSeq and is a predicted model, not a curated record.